Messenger RNA from Oncorhynchus tshawytscha (Chinook salmon), 3241 nucleotides. RefSeq names its product UDP-glucuronosyltransferase 2A3. Gene Ontology annotation, molecular function: UDP-glycosyltransferase activity. Lineage: Eukaryota; Metazoa; Chordata; Actinopteri; Salmoniformes; Salmonidae. The coding region runs from base 163 to 1749 and encodes 528 amino acids. The transcript has 6 exons. The record is from RefSeq and is a predicted model, not a curated record.
UAAAGGCUUUUCACUUAUUCCUCUCUUGGUUGUGUGUGGUCGCCUUGAACACAUCAACCUCCGGUCUCUAUCUACUUAGUCUGGGGAGACAUCCUUCCAAACCUCAUCUCGUUGACUCGGAAGUCUGGGUGUCAGAGGCUACUGUCUAGUCUACUCCCCAGGAUGGUUUCUGUGAGGAUGCUGUUGCUGCUGUCGGUGGCCCUCCUGCUCUGCGGGUGUCUGGGCACGCAGGGUGGCAACGUGCUGGUCUUUCCCGGAGAGUACAGUCACUGGCUCAACAUGCGAGUGAUCCUGGAGGAGCUAGUGGAGAGGAACCAUAGUGUUACCGUGCUGGUGUCAACCGCCUCGCCGUCCGUCGACUUCUCCAGGCCAGAGAAGUUCGGCUUCAAGGUUUACGAUGUACCCCAUGAAAAACAAGACUGGCAGGCUCUCAAUGAUGACUUCAUAAAGUGGUGGAUGAACGAGUCUCACAACACGUCCAUGCUGCAGCUGGGACAGUGGAUCAGAGACUUCAUGCAGAAAAUGAAUGUUCUGACGGUCAACAUGUGUAAGUCUAUGUUCAAUAACAAAGAGCUUCUGGAGUCACUGAAACAGUCCAAGUUUGACGCGCUCCUUUCUGAUCCGAUGUUCCCGUGCAGUGACUUAAUCGCGGAUGCUCUUGACUUGCCUCUGAUUUUCUCCUUGAGGUUCUCAUUUGGCAUGGUGUUAGAGAGGCAAUGUGCACAGAUGCCAGCACCCUCCUCGUACGUCCCUUCCCCGGAAUUGCCGUACACAGACAAAAUGAGUUUUUUUGAGCGGGUCCACAAUUUUGUUACGUAUACUUUUUUUGACAUCUUUAUGAAUGUACACUUACUAACGACCAUGGACACUUUGUACAGUGAGAUAAAGGGAAGUCCGACUAGUUUCUGUGAGAUGAUGGGGAAGGCUGACAUCUGGUUGAUACGAACAUACUGGGACAUUGAGUAUCCUCGACCUUUCCUGCCAAACUUCAAAUUUGUGGGAGGACUUCACUGCAAACCUGCAAAGCCACUUUCAGAGGCCAUGGAGGAGUUUGUGCAGAGUUCAGGAGAUGACGGCAUCGUAGUGUUUUCACUGGGCUCCAUGGUCAAGAACCUGACUACAGAGAGAGGAAACACCGUAGCCACUGCAUUGGGACAGAUACCACAGAAGGUGCUGUGGAGAUACAGUGGGGAGAAACCAGAGACCCUGGCUCCCAACACAAGACUUUAUGAGUGGAUUCCACAGAAUGACUUACUAGGGCAUCCGAAGACCAAAGCCUUCAUCACUCACGGUGGGACCAACGGACUCUAUGAAGCCAUCUACCAUGGAGUUCCUAUGGUGGGUGUCCCUCUGUUCGCUGACCAGUCAGUCAACAUCAUGUACAUGAAGAACAAAGGAGCGGCUGUCAUCAUGGACUUCAACAAGAUGACAUCCAAAGAUCUGACGGAAGGACUCAACUCUGUGAUCAAUGAUCCAUCGUACAAAGAAAACAUGAUGAGGCUUUCCAGUCUCCACCUCGACCAGCCAAUGAAGCCAUUGGAUACAGCGAUGUUCUGGAUUGAGUUUGUGAUGCGCAACAAGGGUGCCAAGCACCUGAGGGUGGAGUCCCAUAACCUGAGCUGGUACCAGUACCACUGUCUGGACGUGACCGCUGCCCUGCUCUCCGUAACGGCACUCUUCAUUAUAGUCUCAGUUAAAACAUGUACUUUCUGCUUCAGGAAAACUAAAGCAAGACCGAAGACAGAGUGACUACCUUGGUCUGGUAAUAAUGUCAUGUACUGAAACAAUCACAGUGAGACAUUAUCGUAGUGGGCGUUAUCGUCAUGGGCGACAUUAUCGUAGUGGGCAUUAUCAUCGUGACCGGCAUUAUCGUCGUGUGCAUUAUUGUCGUGUGCGACAUUAUCCUAGUGGUCAUUAUCGCCAUGGGCGGCAUGAUCAUAUUGGGCAUUAUCGACGUGGGUGGCAUUAUCGUAGUGUGCAUUAUCGUCAUGGACGACAUUAUCGCCGUGGGCAUUAUCGUCAUGGGCGACAUUAUCAUAGUGCGAAAGGGUCUUCAUGAACUAGGGUACCCAUGACGAUUUCCUACACUGGACAACAUGUUAAAGCUGCUGAUAAGUCAUUUAUAAUAAUCAGCCAUUUUGUUUUCAUGUCAUUACAUUAAGAUAUAUGGGGGGGGGGGAUUUUAACUAUAGUUAAUAAAAUGUACUUGGUGAUUUAACACCUCUGUUUAACCCUUUAUCAUGGUUGGUGUCUUGAUUGAUUUGUCCAAAAUCAUGUGACAUAAAACAUUACUUUUCUGUCCUUGCAUUUAUAGCAGUGUAAGUUGUCAUUAUAACAUAUAAAAAGCAUUAAUCAGUUAAAUUAGACAUUGAACUUGGUUGUCCUACAGUUUUUUUGUAUAGAGAUUUCAGAAAUCCAGCGUAGCUACAUAACAUUUCGUGUCUCCUUAUGUCAUGGGGCGAAAACAGUUUUUAUGGACAUGUCUCCUUAUGUCAUGGGGCGAAAACAGUUUUUAUGGACAUGUCUCCUUAUGUCAUGGGGCGAAAACAGUUUUUAUGGACAUGUCUCCUUAUGUCAUGGGGCGAAAACUGUUUUUAUGGACAUGUCUCCUUAUGUCAUGGGGCGAAAACUGUUUUUAUGGACAUGUCUCCUUAUGUCAUGGGGCGAAAACAGUUUUUAUGGACAUGUCUCCUUAUGUCCUGGGGUGAAAACAGUUUUUAUGGACAUGUCAGGAUUCACCUAGCGGUCAUGAUUUGGGGCUGUACAAAUGUUUGAUGUAUUAGAAUAAUUGAUUGUGCUUAUGUUAUAUUAGUAGGGUCCUAGACUACAGAUUAACAAUAUAUAUAUAUAUUCAUUAUAGAGGUUUAGAAUUGUUCCACUAAUGUUUUCUCAUUCACUCACUCAAUGUGUGACUGAGACAACUCUGCAGGGGAGUGUGGGAGAUAAGAGACUACUCAGACGUUCCACAAUAAAUCAACUUUGGGGAGGGGGACAUUUAUUGCCUAGCUUUUAGAUGAACCCUGAAACUCUAUGUUUGUAUCGCCAUGGAUGCAGGGUUUUGGUCUCCGGAGUAAAAAGGUAAUGGCGUAGGCAGUGACAUCACUAAGGCGGGACUUCGGUUUAAUAAAACAACUUGUGACCUUUAGUAUGAGGCAGAACUUACUCAGAAACAUGCGUGCUAUGUUCCCGUUUGUCAACUUCUGUCUGCAAUUCCAUUAAUAAAGGUUUUUGAAUGAUUUAA